ACAGAGCAAAAUGCUAGGUCGCCGUGUGCUUUGGCUGGUGAGAACAAAAUGAACUCCGGUGGGGUGAACGAUGGGACGUAUAGCGUUAACGAAUCUCUGGAAAUGCAACCGAAAUGCACGUGUGAUCACCGCGAUGUAAUAUUACCGGCACUCAGGUUUAAACCCAGUCACGGAAUUCAUGUAAAAACGGAGCCGUCUGACAGUAUACAAGCGGAUAGUUUAAGUGUGCCGAGCCCUAUCACAGGACAACAUGAACGGCCGAACAGGUUUGCAGAAAUAGCCCGUGAUUCCGUCCUUGUCAACGGAGCGAUUGCACGGUUCCGUCAUUUACGUAGUCCAGAGACAACAACACAUAUUGAUAACGACAUGAAAGACAAUAAUUCCCAAGGCCCACAGCAUCACUACCAUCUAAAUCGUCCGCAUUUUCAACCACAAGAUAAGAAACCAUCGGCGACGGAUGCGCAGAGACGGCGAUCGAGAUCAAACGCGAGCAACCACCAUGUAAGUUACAGGCUUGGAUUACGGAGAACUCUAUUUGAGAAAAGGAAAAGACUUAGCGAUUAUGCGCUAAUAAUAGGAAUGUUUGGAAUUGUGGUCAUGAUCGUGGAAACAGAACUAUCGUUUUUUGUGUAUAGCAAGGACGCCGUUUAUUCAGUAGCUUUAAAGUCGUUGAUCAGUUUGUCUUCAAUUGUACUGCUCGGCCUUAUCGUUGCUUAUCAUGCCCGAGAAAUACAGCUAUUUUUAGUAGAUAAUUGUGCCGACGACUGGAGGAUAGCAAUGACGUGGCAGCGUAAUACACUCAUAACUAUGGAGUUGGUAGUAUGUGCAAUCCAUCCCAUACCCGGUCAUUACACCUUCCAAUGGACAACUUUUUAUGCCUAUACACGGGAACCACUUGUGGCUACGGCUGAUUUGGAUAUUAUUCUCUCAAUACCGAUGUUCCUCAGGCUCUAUCUAAUUUGUAGAGUGAUGCUGUUACAUAGUAAAUUAUUUACAGACGCUUCGUCAAGAAGCAUAGGUGCACUAAAUCGAAUCAAUUUUAAUACACGAUUUGUGUUGAAGACUUUAAUGACCAUCUGCCCCGGGACAGUGCUUCUAGUGUUUACGGUUACAUUGUGGAUGAUAGCCAGCUGGACGCUUCGAGUUUGUGAACGUUACCAUGAUGCGCACAAUGGCGAGAUGCUGAACGCUAUGUGGAUGAUUUCAAUAACGUUUCUUUCUAUUGGGUAUGGCGACAUGGUGCCGAAUACAUACUGUGGCAGGGGUGUAGCAGUUAUCACGGGGAUUAUGGGUGCUGGCUGCACGGCCCUUGUCGUGGCUGUUUUGGCCAGAAAACUGGAACUUACAAGAGCUGAAAAACAUGUUCACAAUUUUAUGAUGGACACGCAGCUCACAAAAAGGGUGAAAAACGCUGCUGCCAAUGUUCUACGUGAAACAUGGCUUAUUUACAAGUAUACCAAGUUAGCCAAGAAGGUGAACGCCAUGCGAGUGAGAUCUCAUCAACGGAAAUUCCUGAGUGCCAUCCACAAACUCCGAAAAACAAAGAUGGACCAGAGGAAGCUAGCAGACCAGGCGAAUACUCUAGUUGACAUGGCUAAAGUUUUGGAGACACAAACUUCCAUGUUCGAGUUGGUAUCAGAUUUACAUGGCUCCAAUGGUGAAUUAGAAGACAGAGUGGUAAGAAUCGAGGAGCAGCUAGAUAGAAUACAAACGCAGCUUGAUAGUUUACCCACGGUCUUGGCAGAAUGCCUCGCACGUCAGCAUCAACAAGAAGCCGAUUAUUAUGCCAGAACAGCGACACCAACGCCGAGACGUGGCUCUAGUGGUCGUAUUCGCCAACAGUCGCCACCCCGACGGAGGCUAGCUUCACCUGAACUUCAGCGUCAUUUACAUCCCCCAGUUACCCCUACUUCGUGAAUGUUAAUUAAUCUAAUAUAGUAUAAUAUUAUAGUCAGUUAGUUCAUAAUUAUUAGUAGUGUAAGUAUUGAUUGUAUGUAAAAAAAAUCGCUUUAGUAAUUAUGUAAAAACAACAUGUAAAUAUAAUAAGUACUAUUUUUAUGACAACUGACGUUUUCGAAAAUCUAUAAUAUUCACAAAAUCCAUUCUUUUUUGCGAAAUAUUUUCAUUUCUAUGUAUAUGAGAAAAACACUUUUUCUAGAAUUCUUGUAAAAAACACUCACGAUGUAUAUAAACAUUUUUUUUUUAUUUUCAUUUGUUAAAAAUAUGUUUUGAUGUUUCUAUAUUUUUGGGCAGUUGCAAUGUAUUGAACGCUUCAAUCGGGAUUCGAGUGAAUUGCCGCUCGUGUUAUGUAAUUGUGUAAAAUCUACUCCGUCGUCAGUGUUCAAUCUGUAUCAUACCGCCAUCAACGUGGAAAUGGGAAUUGCCGUCUUCCAUCACUGACUCUCUGUUUAAGUCAUAAUUUACUUCCAUGUCCGUUUCACACAUAACCCCUUGGUUUUUCCGUAGUGACAAAUCGUUGUUCUUUAUCGUAUCUCGCUUGAAACGUUACUAAUUCUAAAGUACAUGUUUUCAAUAUGUGAUAUUUUAUUGAAGAUUUUUGUCUUUUUACACCCGUUUUUUGUAAUGGUGGCACAUUCUGGAAGUUUUAAUCCAAUAACGAUGUGAGGUUAUCCCCUAACUUCAAGGGGAAACUAAUUUGACGAUUAAGUGUUGGUUAACAGUCGCAGAUUAUAAGAUUUAACUUUUUGACAAUUUGAAUCUUAAAGGUUUUCUAUUGUUCUCUUUUCAUUCUAUUCACCACAUUGUAUGAUACUCUUGACACUUUUCAGUUUUGAAUAAUGUCACGUGACUGGUUCCAGCCCUCCACGUUUUUUCAGUAUUACUGGCCGAAUUUCUAUAACUGUUCUGAUUACUGUAUGUUCUUCCAGAUGCGCCAACCACAGCACUAAAAUUAAUUUGUAUGGACAAACGUUUAAACAAAGAAAAAAAAAACUUAUCAAUUUUUUAUACAUAGUCAAUUGAAGUUACAAUGUGGCGUUGACUAUUUUGAUGUAUUUUGGUCAAACGCUGUAUUCUGUAUAAUCUGAACUUGUCCCCUUUUCAUUUUUGUCAUGACCACCUAUAUGCCAUGCCGAAUUAAGUCGACUUUAAUUUUUAAACUCAUAGUGUCGUAGCUGGCGCUUUUUACGACGCCUUCAUAAAAUGUUUAUCGUGGGUAUAAUAUGAGUGUACAGUGACCCGUCCAUGCGGCGUUAUUUACCAUGACGACACAUUGAACCCGUAUCGUGGAUGUCUGAACACUCGACCAGCCGCAAUAAUGGAUUCGCUGUAGCCAACAUGACUGCCAAAUCGGCAACUGAUCGUAGUAGGACGUGUAUGCUUGUUCGUUGUUUUAAAGUUUAACAGCUCUUUAAUUCGUGCCUUAUUCUAAAAAAAAUGGUUUUACAUUAUUUUAAAACGCGUACAGCAAUAACAUGAACUGCUGUUUGUUUUAUUCAGUGUUAUUAUUAGCAUGUCAAUUACAAGGUAAGGUUCAAUGAAAAAUGACAAUUACGUGGAUAAAUAAUAAACUGGGAAUGCAGUUCACUAAUAAUUUGCCUUUAGUUCAAAUCAAAGCUGUUUAUCCAAAUGUUGCUGAUAAGUUCAGAGACAUGUCAGCUUUUUGAUGUUGUUUAUAAAGUUUUAGAAAUGGAACAAAAACGUUCUAUGUAUAGCUAAUAUAUUCAAUGCACACAUUGUACAGCUAACGUGCGGGAUUUAAAUACGUUUUGUA
Saccoglossus kowalevskii is the source of this 3733-nucleotide messenger RNA. RefSeq names its product small conductance calcium-activated potassium channel protein 1-like. Lineage: Eukaryota; Metazoa; Hemichordata; Enteropneusta; Harrimaniidae. Gene Ontology annotation, cellular component: membrane. Gene Ontology annotation, molecular function: calmodulin binding; small conductance calcium-activated potassium channel activity. Gene Ontology annotation, biological process: potassium ion transport. The record is from RefSeq and is a predicted model, not a curated record.